AUCUCUUUCUAACAUACCCACCCCCCCUCUCUGCCUCUGUAUCUCACUAGUCACUACCCAUUGUGUGUUGUGUGUAUGAGAGCCUUUGCAAGCUGUAAUUUGAGUUCUCUCCUUCAUUCUUUUGUACUGUGACCCCCACCCCCACUUUGCCCACCCACCAUCUAUUAAGCUGCUCUUUGUAUUCAAGAAUUAGAGAGAGAGAAGAGAGAGAGAGAGAGAGAGAGAGAGAGUUUUGGAUAUGGAGUUGGAAUAGUGUGGUUUGGGUAGUGUUUUUUUCUGGUUUAUCUUUCUGGGUGUGGCGCAUUGUGUUGAUUUUUGAGGUGAAAAGUGAGGGUUAAGCAAGAAAGUUUCAAUCUUGGAAGGAUUUAGGUGGAGAUAGUGUGGAAUGGCUCCUUCUUUUGGUUGGUGGGCUAAGGAGAGCCAUAGAGGCACCCCUGUGGUGGUGAAAAUGGAGAAUCCGAACAACUGGUCAAUGGUGGAGCUGGAAGGGCCGGCGGAGGAAGAUUUUCUCUACCCCGCCGCCGCCGCCGCAGGCGGCGGCGGCGGCGGCGAUAUCUCAAUGCCCACCAACUACCGCCGCGAGAAAGUAAGAAACAAGAACGCCAAGCAGCUAACUUGGGUGCUCCUUCUCAAGGCGCAUAAGGCCGCCGGCUGUUUGACCUCCAUUGGGUCCGCAUUGCUCAGCCUCGGCUCCGCCGUGCGCCGCCGCGUGGCUGCCGGGAGAACCGACACCAACGCCUCGGAGAACCCGGCCGUGAACUCCCGGUUCUUUACCUGUAUAAAGGUUUUCCUUUGGCUCUCUGUGCUCAUGCUAGGGUUUGAGGUUGCUGCUUAUUACAAAGGCUGGCACUUUACUGCCUCAGAUCUUCAAUUAGAGUACCUUUAUGCUUUGACUGAUCCUUUAGCUGUGAAGGGUGUGUUUGAUUGGCUAUAUUCUAAGUGGGUUUUGGUUAGAGUGGACUAUCUUGCUCCCCCUCUCCAAUUCUUGGCCAAUGUCUGCAUUAUCCUCUUCAUAAUCCAGAGUUUAGACAAGCUAAUCCUAUGCUUAGGUUGUUUCUGGAUCCGGUUAAGGAGGAUCAAACCAGUUGCCAGUGAAACAAUAGAUCUGGAAUCUGGUGAGGAAGGUGGUGGUUACUUCCCCAUGGUUCUUGUUCAGAUCCCCAUGUGCAAUGAAAGAGAGGUUUAUCAGCAAUCUAUAGCUGCUGUUUGUAGCUUAGACUGGCCGAAAUCGAAGAUUUUGAUUCAAAUUCUUGAUGAUUCUGAUGAUCCCAUUACUCGGUCUUUAAUCAAAGAGGAGGUGCAGAAAUGGCAGAAGGAAGGUGUCAACAUUUUGUACAGGCAUAGGGUGAUUAGGGAUGGGUAUAAAGCUGGGAAUCUUAAGUCUGCCAUGAAUUGCAGCUACGUUAAAGACUAUGAAUUUGUUGCCAUAUUUGAUGCCGAUUUUCAGCCUAUGCCUGAUUUCCUUAAAAGAACAGUUCCCUAUUUCAAGGAUAAUGAGAAACUAGGGUUGGUUCAGGCGAGAUGGUCCUUUGUGAACCAGGAUGAGAAUCUGCUAACGAGAUUGCAGCUUAUUAACUUGGCGUUUCAUUUUGAAGUGGAGCAGCAAGUAAACGGGAUUUUUCUAAACUUCUUUGGGUUUAACGGGACUGCUGGGGUUUGGAGAAUAAAAGCGUUGGAGGAGUCUGGUGGAUGGUUGGAAAGGACAACCGUUGAGGAUAUGGAUAUCGCUGUCCGGGCACACCUCCAUGGAUGGAAGUUCGUAUUUCUUAAUGACGUUGAGUGCGAAUGUGAGUUGCCCGAAUCUUACGAAGCGUACAGGAAGCAACAACAUCGAUGGCAUUCUGGACCGAUGCAAUUGUUCCGACUCUGUUUGCCCGACAUUAUUAAAGCAAAGAUCAGCGUUUGGAAGAAAUUCAAUUUAAUUUUUCUCUUCUUCCUUCUGAGGAAAUUGAUUCUACCGUUUUAUUCUUUCACUCUCUUCUGUAUUAUUCUUCCCAUGACAAUGUUUGUUCCCGAGGCUUCACUACCGUCGUGGAUUGUCUGUUAUAUACCUGCCACCGUGUCGCUUCUCAACAUACUUCCUGCCCCGAAAUCGUUCCCCUUCAUCAUACCCUAUCUUUUAUUCGAAAACACAAUGUCAGUAACCAAGUUCAACGCCAUGAUAUCGGGACUCUUCCAACUCGGAAGUGCAUACGAGUGGGUUGUAACUAAAAAACUCGGGCGCUCCUCUGAGGGCGAUCUUGCCUCCUUGGUUGACGAAAAGCCUAAACAGCUACGAGGUGCAUCGGUGCCAGAUUUGGAUGAAUUGCGGGAGGAAAUUAAACAGAAGGAAAAGAAAGAUGCUCCGAAGAAGAAGCAUAACCGUAUAUACACAAAAGAACUCGCCCUCGCCUUCCUUCUUUUGACAGCUUCAGUGAGGAGCCUCCUUUCGGCUCAGGGCAUCCACUUCUACUUCUUGCUAUUUCAAGGAAUAUCGUUCCUUCUCGUCGGGCUGGACUUGAUAGGCGAGCAGGUCAACUAAACAACGGAGAUGGGUAGGUAGGUAGGGUUCAUAGAGAGAUGGUUUGCGUGAAUAAUAGACAAGCCGGGGACUAUCUGCUGAAACCGAAGAGGUACAUACAGAAGAGCUUCGGGGAAGUGGAGAAUGGAUACCUCUCCUCCACCGCCUUGAAGUCUAAACCGCGUUUCAGCUCAAAAGAGAACAUUGCAACCGAUGAUGGUAGAGAUUACUGAAUGGUAUUGUUCGUUACUAUAUUCCAUGCCCCGUUUUCCAUCCUGUAAGUUAUCUCUUUUGGAUUCUUUCGUUUUUUUCCUUGGUACAUUCUUUUGUAAGAAGAAUUUGUCAGUUGAAACAUCAAACAACAUUAGAUAUUGUCACAGUUGAUAUAAAGGAGCAGAAAAAAUCUUUCCCAUAAAA
This is a messenger RNA of Ipomoea triloba (trilobed morning glory), 2917 nucleotides long. RefSeq names its product probable xyloglucan glycosyltransferase 12. Lineage: Eukaryota; Viridiplantae; Streptophyta; Magnoliopsida; Solanales; Convolvulaceae. Gene Ontology annotation, molecular function: glycosyltransferase activity. Gene Ontology annotation, cellular component: Golgi apparatus. The transcript is spliced from 5 exons. Bases 386 to 2521 code for a protein of 711 amino acids. The record is from RefSeq and is a predicted model, not a curated record.